Molecule: messenger RNA, 1657 nt
Organism: Papaver somniferum (opium poppy)
Lineage: Eukaryota; Viridiplantae; Streptophyta; Magnoliopsida; Ranunculales; Papaveraceae
Product: 7-deoxyloganetin glucosyltransferase-like
Exons: 2
Coding region: 1-1446 (481 amino acids)
Molecular function (GO): UDP-glycosyltransferase activity
Source: RefSeq, a predicted model, not a curated record
AUGAUGAAGAAGCCUCAUGUAGUCUGCAUCCCAUUUCCAGCUCAAGGUCACGUAAAUCCCAUGACGAAGCUAGCAAAAAUUCUUCAUCUCAGAGGAUUUCAUGUAACCUUCGUGAAUUCAGAAUUCAAUCAUCAACGAUUGCUCAAUUCAAGAGGACAAGAUUCACUUAAAGGCUUGCCUGAUUUUCAUUUCGAAACUAUCCCUGAUGGUCUUCCACCACCAACCGAUCUAAAUGCCACCCAAGACGUUGCAUCACUCUGCAUAUCCACGCAAAACACUUGCUUAGAACCUUUUCGAAACCUCAUCUCCAAACUCAACAACACUUCAUUGUCCAACGUCCCUCCGGUGACCUGCAUAGUUUCUGACGCGUGCAUGGACUUCGCUCUCCAUGUAGCAAAAGAGCUUGAAAUCCCAGGAUUUUUGUUUUGGACUUUUAGCUUCUGUAGCUUCGCUUGUUUCUUGCAUUUUCCGCAUCUCGUUGAAAGAGGUCUUGUUCCACUCAAAGAUGAAAGUUGUUUAACAAAUGGGUAUAUGGACACCCAAAUUGACUGGAUUCCUGGAAUAAAAAAUAUCUUGUUUAAAGAUCUUCCUAGUUUUGUUCGAACAACAGAUCCUAAUGAUGCCAUGUUGAAUUAUGUUAUAAAAGUAGUUGCCGGAACUUAUGAAGCUACGUCGUUGAUUUUCAAUACUUUUGACGAGUUAGAAAUAGAGUUAUUGGAUGCAUUCAAGUCUCAAUUAUCACUGCCUCCAAUUUACACCAUUGGUCCUGUUCACAAUCUCCACAACCAAAUUCCACAAGAUGGGUUGCAGUCUAUAGGAUCAAAUCUGUGGAAAGAAGACACCAAGUGUCUAAAAUGGCUCGAUUCCAAAGAACCUGACUCAGUCAUGUAUGUUAAUUUUGGCAGUAUAGCUGUUAUGACCACUCAACAACUAGUAGCAUUUGCUUGGGGGCUGGCUAAUACUAAGCACAAUUUCUUGUGGAUCAUCCGACCCGAUCUGGUAGUUGGUGAGUCAGCAAUGCUCCCCCCUGGGUUCAUAGAAGAAACCAAAGAAAGAGGUCUGCUCGCAAGUUGGUGUUCACAAGAGCAUGUACUGAAGCACCCAUCCGUAGCUGGUUUCUUAACACACUGUGGAUGGAAUUCAACUUUAGAAAGCUUAUCUAGUGGAGUUCCUAUGAUAUGUUGGCCAUUUUUCUCAGAUCAAUUAACAAAUUGCAGCUACUUAUGUAAUCAUUGGGGAGUUGGAAUGGAGAUUGAUAAUGAGGUGAAGAGAGAUGAAGUUGAGAAGCUAGUGAGAAAGUUAAUGGAAGGAGAAAAGGGUAAAGAGAUGAAGAGCAAAGCCAUGGAGUGGAAGAAGAAAGCCAAAGAGGCCAUAUCACCCGGUGGCUCUUCUUACGCCAACAUUGACGAGGUAAUAAACAAAUUACUACUUGUAACAAAAAAUUAGGCAACGCAAAAUGGCUGUCGAGUGAAUUGUGCUAUAUACAAGAUUUCUUUCCAACAGAAGCAAUUACGUAUCAGUCUUGAGUGUUUAGUAUUCAAAAUAAAUUUUAGAAAUGAUUAUUCUCUAAUGCUGCAGUAAAGUUUUCUUCAAGAUUUCGUGCAGUAUUUUAAUUAUUUCUAAAGUAGACAACUUUCUAUGCAUUAGAUGGAGAGAA